AUGGGAAUAAUCAAAAUGAAUUUUGCGAUAGGCUUCACUGCUUUGUGCUUUUAGGCAUUGGUCCUUUAUCCUUGUCAUGAGACGAUAUCACAAUAAGUCGACAAAUUGGAGAAAAACAUUGUGAGAUUGGAAUAGAUGGAAGUGGAAUUGAAAACUCAUAUGGAGAGGAAUCAGCAGUUGAUCAAGCAAAAAAUAAUUGGGAAUGGAAAAAGUGCCUGAUGUGAUUUUCUACAUUUGUGUUUUUUGUAUAUUAAAUAUAAAUAA
Molecule: messenger RNA, 264 nt
Organism: Paramecium tetraurelia
Lineage: Eukaryota; Ciliophora; Oligohymenophorea; Peniculida; Parameciidae
Exons: 1
Source: RefSeq, a predicted model, not a curated record